This is a messenger RNA of Tripterygium wilfordii, 1515 nucleotides long. Its product is annotated as type IV inositol polyphosphate 5-phosphatase 9-like. NCBI's taxonomy places the organism in Eukaryota, Viridiplantae, Streptophyta, Magnoliopsida, Celastrales, Celastraceae. Bases 1 to 1515 code for a protein of 504 amino acids. The record is from RefSeq and is a predicted model, not a curated record. The transcript has 9 exons. Gene Ontology annotation, molecular function: inositol-polyphosphate 5-phosphatase activity; phosphatidylinositol-3,4,5-trisphosphate 5-phosphatase activity; phosphatidylinositol-4,5-bisphosphate 5-phosphatase activity. Gene Ontology annotation, biological process: phosphatidylinositol dephosphorylation.
AUGUCUGAAGCUCAGCAGAGUCAGAACUUCAAGAAGAGUAACUGUGUUUGCCUGUUAACUGAUUGUGGGGCUCACCCUUCACUUUCAAUAGCCAAACACCUUGUUUUUCUAAUGCUUUCAGGAUCUUCCUUUGCUGUCCUUUGCUUUAGUAUAUUUGUAGGUUCAUGGAACGUUGGAGGAGUUGUACCACCUGAGGACUUGGAGAUGGAGGAUUGGUUAGACACUGGCAACCCUGCAGACAUUUACGUCCUCGGGUUCCAAGAGAUUGUACCUCUAAAUGCAGGAAAUGUUCUAGCUUCUGAGAAUAGAAAAAUCUCCAUGAGAUGGAAUAAUAUAAUUAGACAUGCUCUCAACAAGGCAAUACUAACCCAAGCUCAAGACGAUAAAAAAGGUGAAUACCAAAAAAUGCAUCAAACAAAAGAUCAAAUAUCUGCUGAAUACAGAAAAUCAAAGGACAAUUUUCAGUGCAUUAUAAGUAAACAGAUGGUAGGAGUAUUUAUAUCUGCUUGGGUAAGAAGUGAUAUCCAUCAACACAUUCAGCAUCCCAAUGUCUCAUGUGUUGGCUGUGGCAUAAUGGGCUGUUUAGGCAAUAAGGGUUCAGUGUCAGUAAGAUUUUGCUUGCACGAUACAAGCUUCUGCUUUGUGUGUAGCCAUCUAGCUUCUGGAGGCAAAGAAGGAGAUGAAAGACACAGAAAUGCAGAUGCUGCAGAAAUUCUGUCACGAACAAGGUUUCCUCGAGGCCCCUCGCGUAAUUUGCCACAGAAAAUUCUCGAUCAUGAUCGAGUGAUAUGGCUCGGCGACUUGAAUUACAGGAUCAACCUACCUGAGGCAACAACAAGAUCUCUAGUCCAUAAAAAAGAGUGGAACACUUUACUAAAAAACGAUCAGGUAUUUUUAUUAGUUUUAAUAUUAAUUAGCUGUAAUGAAAAUUUCCUAAAAACUACUGUGAUUCUAACUAUGAAAAAUUCUAUUGAAACAAAGCUUAAGGCCGAGUUCAUGAAGGGUCAUGUAUUCCAAGGAUGGCAUGAAGGGGUCAUUGAGUUUGCACCAACUUACAAAUAUUAUCCAAAUUCUGGAAUCUAUUAUGGGUGUCAUCAGAAGAAAAGAGGUGAAAAGAGGCGGGCUCCAGCAUGGUGUGAUAGGAUAAUUUGGUUUGGGGAGGGACUGAAGCAAAUCAAAUAUGAUAGAGCUGAAUCUAGACUGUCUGAUCACCGACCCAUACGGGCAAUCUUCACAGCAGAAAUUGACGUCUUGAGCGAUUCUAAAGGUCUAGGGAUCUGCAUGUCCGAAGGAUUUGAUUGCUCACAAAACCAUUUUAAAGAUUGCCCUAACGAAAAAAAUAUGUGUAAUAAGAUAUCAGAAUUGUAUAGAUAUAAGAAGAGAGUUGCUUUCAUUUUUCAUUCAAAGGUAGAUAGACAUAUGAUCACACAUGGGUCAUCUUCAGAAGAGAAAAAGAAGAAUAUAGCUUAUUACAUUUCAAAGUUUGUUACCUUGAUCGAUGAACUUGACGAGUAA